Messenger RNA from Ambispora leptoticha, 1221 nucleotides. The record is from the annotation of a GenBank genome assembly. Lineage: Eukaryota; Fungi; Glomeromycota; Glomeromycetes; Archaeosporales; Ambisporaceae.
AUGAGUCUCAGCAAAAUUUUUGCAGCUUUCACGGCUUCUGCUGCUGUUGAACCAACAAAAUCAUCAUUAUUAUCAACUAAAACUUCAAAAGCAUCACCACAACCAACAGCAUCAAUAUAUAAAAUAUCACCAACCACACAAAUAACAGAUAAUAAUAUUGUAAUAACACCAAACGGCGAAUGUAGUCUAAAACGAUCAACAGCAAUUUUACGAUCAAAAAAUCAGAGACAUAAUUCAGUUCAAAGUUCGCCGCUACCUCGACGACAGAAUCACGUCGAAGAACAACAGCCGCCACCGAAUCUUCAUAUACAAACGACGGCAGCUAAACUUAACAGACUUCGUAAAACGCAAAGUAGUAACAGCAUGCUAUUUAAAAACCCACUUCGUCGUAAUUUGAGUUCAACAAGUAUACCAGUUGCUACAAAUACAAUAAUUACAUCACCACCGAGCCCGGAUGCAACAGUUCCUCUUUGGACGGAACAAGUUGAUGCUGAAACCAAGAAAAAAAUGGACCCAGAAACAAUUCAGCGUCAAGAAGUGAUGUUUGAAAUCAUUCGAACCGAGAAGGAAUUUGUCGAUGAUCUUCAGUACUUGUUAGAUCAUUAUGUAACGGCAAUCCAAGGAUCUCGUAUCGGUAUCCGUCUACCAAAUAGUCUAGUGCAAACAUUUUCUGUGUUGCAGGAAAUAUAUUAUAUGCAUAGAAACAUCUCGAGACAAUUACUUAAUCUUCAGGCAAUUUAUCAAGUAGUUCCAUCAAUAACGGAAGCACUUAAUAGCCUUGUGGUCAGCAUACGUAUAUACGAUAAAUAUCUUCUUUAUCACAAAGCUGCCAUAUCGGAACUUGCAAAUGCACGAAAAAAGGGUAAUAAACUUGGUCAAUUGGUGAAUAAACUUGAAUCUCAUGUGACAACUGGCAGAUAUCGCUCACUUGAGAGCUUAUUGACAAAACCCAUUCAGAGAUUAUGCAAAUAUCCUUUAUUAAUCAUGACUCUUCUUCGAGUUACGCCGGAAUUUUCGAUGGAGCUUCCCAUUAGAAUAGAUCAUGAACAAUUGAGUAAACUUCACAAUAAACUGGAUUGUGAAAUCCGAGAAUUGCAAGAAAGAAAUGAACGUGCAAAAAGGGAGGAAAACCUUAAUCGAAGAAUAAAUAAAAUAAAUAGUCUUGCGUUGAUGGUUACGCGUCAAAAUCGACGUCUCAGUAUAAUGGCAAGUACGCGGUGA